AUGGCAGGUGAUGGAGAAACACAUGGCGGUGGCGCGCUGCAAACGGCCAAGGAUCUGGCUGCUGGCGCGGCCGGUGGAAUUGCACAGGUGCUUAUUGGCCAGCCCUUCGAUAUCGUCAAAGUCCGCCUGCAGACCACGACGACCUACCCGUCCGCCCUCGCCGCCGCGACGUCAAUCUACAAGAACGAGGGCGCGCUCGCCUUCUACAAGGGCACCCUGACGCCGCUGAUCGGCAUUGGCGCCUGCGUCUCGGUGCAAUUUGGCGCCUUCCACCAGGCGCGGCGGUGGUUCGAGGCCCGAAACGCCCGCGACCUGUACCCGGGCGAUGCCCUCCCCCUCACCGCCGGCGCCGCCCCGCCACCCCUCAGCUACGGCCAGUACUACGCGGCGGGCGCCUUUGCCGGCGUGGCCAACUCGGUCAUAUCCGGGCCCAUUGAGCACGUGCGCAUCCGGCUGCAGACGCAACCGCACGGCGCCGCGCGCCUGUACAGCGGGCCCCUCGACUGCGCGCGCAAGAUGGGCGCUGCCGCCGGCGGCAUACUCCCGGGUCUGUACCGCGGCGAGGCCGUGACGAUCCUACGCGAGGCCCAGGCCUACGGCUGCUGGUUCCUCGCCUUUGAGUGGAUGAUGAGCCGCGACGCCGCCAGGAACAACAUCUCGCGCAAGGAGGUGCCCAGCUACAAGGUCGCUCUGUACGGAGGCCUGGCCGGCGAGGCCCUCUGGCUCGCCAGCUACCCCUUUGACGUCGUCAAGUCCAAGAUGCAGACGGACGGCUUUGGAGAGCACGCUAGGUACAAGAGCAUGCGCGACUGCUUCGCCCAGACCUUCAGGGCCGAGGGCCUGAGGGGCUUCUGGAAGGGCAUCGCGCCCACCCUGCUCAGGGCCAUGCCCGUCAGCGCGGGCACGUUUGCCGUGGUGGAGAUGGCAAUGAGGGCCAUGAACUGA
Molecule: messenger RNA, 945 nt
Organism: Pyricularia pennisetigena
Lineage: Eukaryota; Fungi; Ascomycota; Sordariomycetes; Magnaporthales; Pyriculariaceae
Exons: 2
Coding region: 1-945 (314 amino acids)
Biological process (GO): mitochondrial L-ornithine transmembrane transport
Molecular function (GO): L-ornithine transmembrane transporter activity
Source: RefSeq, a predicted model, not a curated record